GAGCACGGUGGACGCCGACUCCCGGCGCCUCUCAGCUUUGCCGCCCACGCGGUCCGCCUGGGGCUCAGGGAUGAAAGCGUUAACCUCUCCGGACGCCGGCUAGCGCGGUUCAGUCUCGCGAGAGUUUUUACAGCACAGUCAGGCUUUCAGUGGGCCCCGCCCCCAGCCCUGUUCGUUACCUAGCAACGAUGCAGCCCGCCCGGGAGCCGGGAGACUCGGGAGCUGGUCUCACCCUUCCUCGGGGCCAGGGUCCGCGCUUCCGCCUGGAGCCUCGCCCCCCGCGUCCGCCGGCGCCCGGUUGGUCGGAGGUUCUCCCCAGCUGACCCUCUGCACUGUUUUGAAGACCGUCUUCCUGCCCCUCCUUCCAGACGCCUGCCGGAGAGCCACCAUGUCUGGGCACUUCGGGUCUCCCUCGGAACACAGCAGCAACCGAACCACCAGUCUUCGCAUGGCGGACAAGAAAUGUUCCUGGGCCUCCUACAUGACCAACUCCCCAACUCUCAUUGUGAUGAUUGGUUUGCCAGCCCGGGGGAAGACCUAUGUUUCCAAGAAACUAACACGCUACCUCAACUGGAUUGGGGUGCCCACCAAAGUGUUUAACCUGGGGGUGUACCGGCGCAAAGCGGUCAAGUCCUACAAGUCCUACGACUUCUUUCGGCAUGACAACGAGGAGGCCAUGAAGAUCCGCAAACAGUGUGCUCUGGUGGCACUGGAAGAUGUUAAGGCGUACCUCACCGAGGAGAACGGGCAGAUUGCGGUGUUUGAUGCCACCAAUACCACCCGGGAAAGGAGGGAUUUGAUUUUGAACUUUGCACAGCAGAAUUCCUUCAAGGUGUUCUUUGUGGAAUCUGUGUGUGAUGAUCCUGAUGUUAUCGCUGCCAAUAUCAUGGAGGUAAAGGUGUCGAGCCCCGACUAUCCCGAGAGGAACAGGGAGAAUGUGAUGGAGGACUUCCUGAAGAGAAUUGAGUGCUACAAAGUCACCUACCGACCCCUGGAUCCAGACAACUAUGACAAAGACCUCUCUUUCAUCAAGGUGAUAAAUGUGGGCCAGCGAUUUUUGGUCAACAGAGUGCAGGAUUACAUCCAGAGCAAGAUAGUCUACUACCUCAUGAACAUCCACGUCCAGCCCCGCACCAUCUACCUUUGCCGGCAUGGGGAGAGUGAAUUCAAUCUCGUGGGCAAGAUCGGGGGUGACUCCGGCCUCUCGGCGCGGGGAAAGCAGUUUGCUCAGGCUCUGAGGAAUUUUCUGAAGGAACAGGAGAUAGCAGAUCUGAAAGUGUGGACAAGCCAGUUGAAGAGGACCAUCCAGACCGCUGAGUCUCUCGGGGUGACCUAUGAGCAGUGGAAGAUCCUGAAUGAGAUUGAUGCUGGCGUGUGCGAGGAAAUGACCUACGCAGAGAUUGAGAAGCGGUACCCGGAAGAGUUUGCACUUCGAGAUCAAGAUAAGUAUCUGUACCGGUACCCAGGAGGCGAGUCCUACCAGGACCUGGUGCAGCGGCUCGAGCCUGUCAUCAUGGAACUGGAACGGCAGGGCAACGUCCUGGUCAUCUCCCACCAGGCUGUCAUGCGCUGCCUCCUGGCCUACUUCCUGGACAAGGGCGCAGAUGAACUGCCGUACUUGAAGUGCCCUCUCCAUACCAUCUUCAAACUCACUCCCGUGGCCUACGGGUGCAAAGUAGAAACAAUUCAGCUCAGCGUGGAGGCCGUGAACACUCACCGGGACAAGCCCACUAACAACUUCCCCAAGAACCAAACCCCUGUAAGGAUGAGAAGGAACAGCUUUACGCCUCUGUCCAGUUCGAAUACAAUCAGGCGUCCAAGAAAUUACAGUGUUGGGAGCCGGCCCCUCAAGCCCCUCAGCCCUCUUCGUGCCCUGGACGUGCAAGAAGGGGCCGACCAGCCGAAGACCCAAGUCCGCAUUCCGGUGGUGUAACCGUGUGUGUCCCUCCGCCCUGGCCUCCUGCCCCUGUCACUAAUCACCUGCGCCCUGCCACUUCACCAUUAAUCUGAACACAGAUCCUGGGUCUGUGUUGUGGACCAGCUUCCGUCGGCGGCCUCGCCCAGGGGCAGCUUGGCAGGUUGGGUCUUUCAGGACAGGCGCUCAGCUGGGGUGGUCUGGAGGAGGAGGAACAGGAUACACUCUCCGGGGCCAAGCACGCCCCUACACCUGCUCCUUUCCCGUGUCCAACUCCCCACCGUCCUGGUGCUGUGACAGGGGCAGGUAAGUGCAGGGAGACACGAAAGCCCAUUUAUCCUUCGCCUUUGUCUCUUGAAUGUGUGUUUCCUUCAUAGUCUUCGCUUGGUUGUUCUCCUCGUCCAGCUCACCCGUGGCUUGUCCAGUGUUAUUGUCUGGGAAAAGGGGUGGUUGGUGAAGGAGAAGGCUAGGCCCCGACGCUGCCUUCUCCCAUGGGCCUGAAGGGAUCAGGACUCGGGGAGACUCUCCUUUGCCUUCUCCCUUCCUCUCCAGCCAGGUCCUGUAAGGGUCAGCCCAGGCUGCACACCCAGAGAAUGCUCUGGCGCUUGCAAGUACACAUAGGGUGAGAGUUCUGGCCUCCUCUCCUAAGAAGUGAUCCUGUUUCUGAUGCUGUGAGAGGAGCUGGCUCCGGGGACGUGGACGACAUCUUGGUGUGUGUUCUAGCUUGAAGAGCCCAGAGUAGAUCGUCUGUUACUGCAGGGUGGGCUGGGCCAGCAGGGCGGUCUCCAGCUCUCGCACAGCGCUUCCUGGAGCACUCCUCUCCUCGCCUGUGGUGCUCAGGUUCUUUGCCAAUCACAGCAGGUUCCAUGCCAAGCCUGUGUCCUGCUCUUCUUGAGUUGUGCCGAGGUCUGAAGGGCCCCAUUUCCUAUAAUUUUCAGCACAGCCUCCUUAACUUAAAGAAAAAGCUGCUUCUUCCCCCCGCCCCUCCAGGAGCAACCUUUUUUCCCCCCAAAUAUGGAAAAAGCUUGAUCAGCGUUUAAUCUCUCAUUUAGAGUAUUCUUGUUCAUAAGGAGAAUCUAUCUCAUCUUAAUGUCUAGAGGAGUCCUUGGCACACUGGAGUCUGACUCUUUACUGUUUUAUUUAUUCACUUCUGUCAUUUUCUUUGUAGGGUUAGACAGGAAAUAUUUAAAUCCAUAGCCCCUUGGUGGCCAGUAAUGGCUUUCUCUCGGUCCCAGUGUAGUAGACAAAAUGCAUGAAUGUGGAUAUGUAUAUUUUGCCGAGAGGCAAGUCUAGAAUUCUCAUGAGAUUUUUUUUAAAAAGAUGGGUGGCUCCUCACUGCAAAGUUAUGAAUUUGUCUUUUAGAAGAAGUCAGCAAUUUUCCGAGGACGGUCGUGUUUGGUAAUAGAAGACUCGUCUUGGUUCUCACCCAGGAGUGUUCUUUAGAGAGCUCUUUAGAACUUUGGGACAACAUGUCUGGGUCCACCUGGGUCAGGCUCAGUAGUGGCUCAUUGCAUCUAGGUUGGAGCCUGGACAUGUGGUGUUUAAUAGCUUCCCUGAUUAUUCUGAUUCAUUCCCAAGGUUCAGCGCUCCACCCUGUCAACUUGGGUGGGAAAACACUCGGGCAAAGUGUCAGCCUGCAAGUUCUGAAUUGCCUCCUGGUUCUGAAAGGACAGUUCUGUGCAGUUAGAUGUUUGAGCACUUGACAGUUUGAAAUGAAGUCACCCCCUCGAAGGCAGGCUGCGUCAAACAACCCUUUUUAUUAAAGGCUUGUUCCAGGCUCUUGUCCCAUCUCUGACACUUUACUUUGCAGGGUAAUUAAAAGAAAUCACUAGAUUAAAUAAAUGUCUUUGGUUGAAAGCUGAGGGUUUUAAGCACCUUGGAGAGAGGCACCAGUGAUAAAAAUCGGCAGCACUGGGAGCUGACUGCUGACCUUGAGCCCUUUGCUCUUACGUGUCCAGUAGAAUCCUGCAGCCAGUGUCCACAGUCAGGGGGGCUAGAUUCUUCCUGAAGUUGUGUCCGAGACAGAGUCACCUGCCGUCACACAUUGUCUUUAGUGGCGUUGGUUUUGGCAGCUUUAGGGGGGUGGGUUUGUUUAGUAUCUUUGCUUUUGGGGCUUUGAGCUGGUGGGGGAAGGACACACGGAAGUAGUAGAACGGGGCCUUCUCCUGGGAAGCAGGACUUGUAUAACCAGUGAGCACUUGCCGAAGAGAGCUCCGAGUGUAGAGUGAUGCGGCAGUGGAGAGCAGAUUGCUCUUCCUCGAUUUUCUCUUGUCCUGGGGCUGCUGGGAGACGGGGGUCUGGAGAGGGGUGUUCUGCAGUGGGGUCUGGGAGGUCAGUGCACGCAGUCGCCUGGUCUGCUGGGCUUGGGUAGUGGCAUCUGUGGCCCGAAUGGCCCAAUUCAGCCUUUGCUUGUGCUGCGAGGUGAGAGUACUGAGUGAGAAGAUGGAACUAUGGAACUCGGUGAUCUCAAGACCCUGGAUUUGGGCUGCACUCACCAUGAAUCAGGAGAGGGGGCUUGUGGUGAAGUAGCACACUGUUAGCCUGUUAAAACCCCGGCACUGGAGACAGGUCCAGGGAACGUUCACUCUGGCUCUCAGCCUGCUGAUUGUUUUUCCACUCUCCCCAGCCCCCUUGCUGGUCUGUUUCCCCCCGCAGGAGCUGAGGUGGUCUUACUGCCCUCAGAUAGGACACGAGCAAUUGGAAUUUGACAACCCGCAAGGGUUUCAGCGUCUUUCAGGUUUUAGUGCUAAGAACCUUCAGAGAAGUUCAUCAGGAAAAUAUAGAGUGGGCUUGAGCGCUGACUCCAAGCUUUAGAGACAGCCUGCUUCCCGUCUGUGCUCUCCCAGCCUCUCCCCUGCUUUCUUGAAUGUGUACUCAUGGUGUGUGCACCUUGCUGUGCUGUCUCAACCCCAAGUUCAACAGGGAAAGGUUGGGCCCCACACUGCCCUUUGCUGAUGCGCUGAGUUCUGUUGAAUAGGAAGCCGGUGGAGACUUCAGCAUUUAAUCUACUGAUGUAAAAUAGGGAAAGGAAAUCAUGAUGUUAUGUGUGUGUGUGUGUGUGUUCUCUUGCUCUCAGAGCUGAUUGAAGAAAUCCCUGGCAGAUUUGAGAGCAGCCACUUCCCAUUCCGGCCUCCUCAUCUUCCAGUUGGAAUUUAGCACUUACUUUUUGUCUCUGUUAUCUGUUGUUUUGAUAAAGGGGUAGUUGAAAAAAUAGAAGAAAGAUCUUUUAAAAACAUGCAUUGUGCUAGGCAUGAUCUGCCCCAUGCCCCAUAUCAUUGUCUCUGGCUUUUUUUUUUUUUUUUUUUUUUUGUCUGUUUCCCAAGAACUGAGCAUUAAGGAUGGCCUGUCUUUGUGCUCCCCGCCUGGAUGUCUGUCUCAUGUGAGAGCAGGGCCAAACCCUUGCAAGCCACGCUUGAUGUUCAGAGGCAGUGAGGUUUGGAGGGAACAUUUGGCACAGCUGUUUGGGGAUAAAGCCACCUUGUGGUUUUCCUGUGAGCAGGAUUCUGAGUGAUCAGGAAACAGCGGUGCUUAGCCCGAGGACAAGGGAAGCACACUUAGUAACUGUGAGAAGUGUAUGUGGGUGAGGGGAUCUUAGGCAUGUUCUACUAUCUUUGCCAAGUCCAAAAGCUGUGUUGUAUUGUCAAAAAAUUGGAUAGAUUUACACAGCUUUCCUACUGUGCAUUUUGGCUUGCUUGUAUUUGGAAAUACUUUUAUUUAUUUUUAUUUUUUUGACAGGCAGAGUGGAUAGUGAGAGACAGAGACAGAGAGAAAGGUCUUCCUUUUCUGUUGGUUCACCCCCCAAUGGCCGCUGCAGCUGGUGCGCUGUGGCCGGCACACCGCGCUGAUCUGAAGCCAGGAGCCAGGUGCUUCUCCUGGUCUCCCAUGGGGUGCAGGGCCCAAGCACUUGGGCCAUCCUCCACUGCCUUCCCGGGCCACAGCAGAGAGCUGGACUGGAAGAGGAGCAACAGGGACAGAAUCCAGCGCCCCGACCAGGACUAGAACCUGGGGUGCUGGCGCCGCAGGUGGAGGAAUAGCUUAUUGAGCCAUGGUGCCGGCCAAGAAAUACUUUUAUUUUAAAAUGUAUAGCAAGAGUAGGUGUUCACAGAGGGUUGCCCUCCUUGGGAUGCCUGCACCCCAUACUGUAGUGCCUGGUUCAAGUCCCAGCUGCUCCAUACUUCUGAUCCGGCUCCCUGCUAGUGUGCCUGGGAAGCAGAGAAUCAUGGCCCAAGUACCUGGGUUCCUGCCACCCAUGCGGGAUACUUGGAUGGAGGGAACUUCUGGCUUCUGGCAGUGGUCUGGCCCAACCCAGGCUGUUUCAGGCAUUUGAGGAGUGAACCAGUGGAUGGAAGAUCUCUACAACCCCUCCCCAACUUUCAAAUAAAUAAAUAAAAAUUUUUAAGCAGAAAUUUAAAAAUAUGUAACAAUUGAGUCCAUUUGCAGCAUUGGCGGGCUCUUUGGCUUCUCUUGGCCAUGGCACAAACCUUAGACGUGUGCCCAAGAAUUUACUCUAGACUCCCAGUCCCCAGGGUCUCUGCAUCCUCUCUGAUGGACUCUAGGGGUUGUGUGCUGGCUGACAGACUCACAGCAGUGCACCUGCUUUCUGACUGUAGCUUGGUGGUGUGCACACGUGUCGUAAUUCUCGGUCUACAGCGCCUGUCUAUGAAGAACAGAAUUCAACAGGCCCUGCUUUCUCUUUCUAGGGAAAUUCUACACUCUGGUCUUAAUAGACAUUUCUUGUCCAUUAGCAGCCAACUUCUCAUCAUUUUGUAAAAGAUGAUGGUUGAGUAUCACUGGGAUGGUAUUUUGUGAACUCAUCCAAGGGAACGUGUGUUCAGAGCCUGAAGUUGUGACAUGUACUUGAAGUCAGCUCACCCAGUGCCCUUCAGGGCAGGGCUUUGUGUCACCCUCUGUUUCUGAACCUUCUAUGCCCGCAACUGACUCUGUUGAGGAGUGUCGCGUUCCACUGGGUAGUGGUGCUGUUUUUAGUCUGCGUGAACUUGGCUUUUAUUCCUAAUCUAAUAAAUAGAAAUACAGAGGAGAUUUUGUGAUGAAGAAAUGGGUGGGUACAUGUGUUCUUUCCAGUCAGCCUUUUACUGGAUAUCGGUGUCCAAUAUCUACUUACUUUCAAUGUGAUUGUAUUUGAUUUGUUGUAUAUAUUUUGUUUGAUAUUGAAGUCAGACAAUUAACUCAUUCUGAUAUGGUGAUGAUUUUACUGUGGCAAAAGCAAAGGACUGAUCACAAGCAGUGCCCUUUGGAGGGAGGUGGGAGUGAGGGAGGGCUGAGGCCCACUGGGUUGGAUGGGAAUGGGCUGCACUGGGAAGCCAGGAACAGUUCUGUUGUGGUUCCCUAGGCACUGCUCUGUUGAAAGUCAGAAUGUAAAUCUGUAGUGGUGUUCUGAUUUAAUUGGUGACACUGAUAAGAAAAUUCACCAGAGGCGUGUACAACUGUAUUUGAAAUGUGCUUUGUGUGUGUGUGUGUGUGUGUGCGUGUUUGCGUAUGUGUGUAGACUGGGUAAAUAAAAUUGUUGAAUAACUUGAACAUUUCAGAAGGCUCCUGGGUUUUUUGUUUUGUGUUUUGGGUUCUGUUCCCUACUGUCCCCCCUUCCCCCUAAAACUUUGCCUCUUGUUGCACAGUGAGACUUGGGCAAACCCACUUCAGUGUGAUUGAGUCCAUGGCAUAGGCAUGGCUCACUUCCACCACCUUCUGGGGGAGAUGGGAAGGACAUCAUGGAAGAAAACAUGGUGUACUUGUGUGUACCUAUUGGCACCUCUAUAAGAAUUACAAACUACAUUUGACCACACUGUACUCUAAGUCCCAUUAGUGACAUGUAAUUCAUGUUAUCUAGUACAAAGAAAAACACUGGAGAACUUUGAAAAUUUAUUGGGCUGUUGCUUCUAAAAUACAGCUUGCCUGUUGUUUUGUAAAGGGCUUGUAGUCAAUGGUGCAGAGCAGUGUUUAACGUCUUCUGGGAUGGGCGAAUGUGCAGGUGGGGUUCUUUCACCAUUCUCAGGCCUUAGUCCUUGGAAUCCUAACGUGGCCCAGGAACUCAAGAGAAAAGCAGAAUCACAGGCUCCGUUGCAGACCCGCUGAGCCCGAAUCUUCCUCCUAACAGGAUCACGAAGUGGUUCCUAUGUACAUUCAGCACUUGGGGAGCACUGUUCUAAGGGGAAGAAUUUCUCACGAGGUGGAACGUUAAGUCUCAGUGAAUGGGAGGAAGUUGCUCUGCUCUGAUCCCUGACUUCAGAGCAGGACUGGGAUAGCUGCCACGGUAGGGACCCUCUCGGAGGCCAAGUAGCCCCCAGGCUGCAGUGUCACUCUUGUGGCAUGGUCUUUGGCUGAUGUUGCCAACACAUUCUCCUUUUACUGCCGGGGUCCUGGCUACUUCGGUUUCAUAGCUUGGGUACGUAGCUUGUGGUCCAGGUCUGACGAGGUCAGCUUCUCAGGGAGAGAAGCUGAGUUUACCUGACUCCCCAGCGUCCAUGCGUGGGUGUGGAUAUGGGGGUGAGCGGCACGGGGGAGCAGUGGAAAGGCGGGAGGGCUCCUCUACUUUUCUGCUGUCUGGGACAUAAUGGCUCUGCUUCUCUUCCUU
This is a messenger RNA of Lepus europaeus (European hare), 8504 nucleotides long. RefSeq names its product 6-phosphofructo-2-kinase/fructose-2,6-biphosphatase 2 (gene PFKFB2). The record is from RefSeq and is a predicted model, not a curated record. Gene Ontology annotation, biological process: fructose 2,6-bisphosphate metabolic process; fructose metabolic process. Gene Ontology annotation, cellular component: cytosol. Bases 389 to 1933 code for a protein of 514 amino acids. Gene Ontology annotation, molecular function: 6-phosphofructo-2-kinase activity; fructose-2,6-bisphosphate 2-phosphatase activity; ATP binding. The transcript is spliced from 15 exons. NCBI's taxonomy places the organism in Eukaryota, Metazoa, Chordata, Mammalia, Lagomorpha, Leporidae.